GGCUGGUGCUUCUUGUGUGGGGGAGAAUGUGAACAGGCUAUCAGGCAGCCAGCACUGGAUGGAGCACUGACAGCAGCACAGACACACAAAAUUCAAGUCAUGUAGCAGAAAUGAGCUAAACCUCAAGCUAAAUGCAGUAAAGAUUUCAACGUGCAGAAGGUCGGAUCGUAUUGGAGAAGGCCAGCCUCCAGCUGUUUUCAAGAAGCUGUAAUGUUCUGAAUAGGCACAAUGGGCAGGCGAUAUCCAGGUGCAGCAUAUCGACCAAGCAGUUCAUAUUGCUAACCUUACCCUAUAACCUGCAACAUUGCUGACGCCCUUGUGACCCAUGUCUGAAGUCCUUCAAGUCGAUACAAGUGUGGAAACACUUCCGGUAUUUAUGGCAAGUCACAGCGCAACGGACAUAGUGAACAGAAACAGCCCAGUUAACCCUCCGAACACCUUGAACUUGCGCUCUUCCCACAAUGAACUACUGAAUACAGAUGUAAAACAUACCGAAUCAAAGAGUGACACUCCUCCAAAAUGCCGAAAAAAAUAUGCGCUGACUAAUAUUCAGACCGCCAUGGGUUUGUCUGACCCUGCAGCCCAGCCCCUUUUGUCUAAUGGCUCUUCAAAUAUCAAGCUAGUAAAGAAUGGGGAAAACCAACUGAGAAAGGCUGCUGAACAAGAUCCCAAUAAGAAUGUAACUUUAGAGGAUGGUGUAAACAGGAUUUCAGAAAAGCUUGAAGGUAAAGAUGAACAUCCUAAUGACCCAGAAAGCUCUGAAAUCCUCCCUUUGCUUCCCAGAAGGACCAAGAGUUUUCUUAACUACUAUUCUGAUCUGGAAACAUCCAGAGACCUUGAUCAGAGUCUAACUAAUGGCCAUGCAGUGAAAGAAGAGGACAAUUCCACAUGGAUCACCAGCCAAGGUUCUGGCAUUAUUAGCAAUGGAGAUGUGCUGCUGCCAAAAGACAGCAAGACUCCAAGUCCCGAGGACAGCCUGGUCCCAACAGUAUCAUCCAGCCCAGAGACUAAAAAGGAUCAUCCAAAAACUGGGGCAAAGACGGACUGUGCCCUGCAUCGUAUACAGAACCUAGCUCCCAGUGAUGAGGAUUCCAGCUGGACUACAUUAUCCCAGGACAGCGCUUCUCCAGUGACCCCUGAUGAGACAGCUGAUAUAUGGAGCGACCAUCCAUUUCAAACAGAUUCUGAUCUGCCGCCAGGCUGGAAAAAAAUCAAUGAUAUUGCUGGAAUUUAUUACUGGCACAUUCCAACUGGAGCCACCCAGUGGGAGCGCCCUGUUUCUGCACCAACAGAGCUUCCUGGGUCACGGAAGGGGUCUCUUAGCUCUGUCACAUCAUCUCCUACUCCAGAGAAUGAGAAACAGCCAUGGAGUGAUUUUGCUGUUCUGAAUGGGGGAAAGAUAAAUGUUGACAUUUGGAAGGAUCUGCACGCAGCCACAGUGAACCCAGAUCCAAGUCUGAAGGAGUUUGAAGGAGCCACAUUACGCUACGCCUCUUUAAAGCUAAGAAAUGUCCCUCAUUCUGAUGAAGAGGAUUCCUCUAGCAUCAACAGCGAUCCUGAAGCCAAGUGCUUUGCUGUGCGCUCUUUGGGCUGGGUAGAAAUGGCAGAAGAGGACCUAGCUCCAGGGAAAAGCAGUGUUGCAGUGAACAAUUGUAUCAGACAACUGUCCUACAGCAAGAACGACAUCAGAGACACAGUCGGCAUUUGGGGCGAGGGGAAAGACAUGUACCUUAUUUUGGAGAAUGACAUGCUAAAUCUAGUAGACCCUAUGGACCGCACACUCCUACAUUCACAGCCAAUUGUAAGCAUCCGAGUAUGGGGAGUGGGCCGUGAUAAUGGAAGGGAGAGGGAUUUUGCAUAUGUGGCCAGAGACAAGGAUACAAGGAUUUUAAAAUGCCACGUGUUCCGAUGUGACACACCAGCAAAAGCCAUUGCGACUAGUCUUCACGAAAUUUGUUCUAAGAUUAUGGCAGAAAGGAAAAAUGCCAAAGCUACGGCUUGCAGUUCCUCACAGGAAAGAACACAUGCUAGCCUGGAUGUACCACUGCAAGUAGAAUUCCCAACACCAAAGACAGAACUUGUGCAGAAGUUUCAUGUUCUGUAUGUUGGCAUGCUGUCAUGCACUAGACCAAUAGGUAUGGAUAUCAUUAAUGAAGCAAUUGAAGGGCUUAUAGACAACUCAGACAAAGAAGAUUGGGUUCCAGUUAUUAUGAAUGUAGCUGAUGCUACUGUAACAGUUAGUAAAGAAAAGGAUGAAGAGGUCUUGGUUGAAUGCAGGGUCCGCUUCCUAUCCUUCAUGGGCGUUGGCAAAGACAUUCACACAUUCGCUUUCAUUAUGGACACUGGAAAUCAGCACUUUGAGACUCAUGUCUUCUGGUGUGAGCCGCAUGCAGGAAAUGUUUCUGAAGCUGUGCAAGCAGCCUGCAUGUUGCGGUAUCAGAAGUGCCUGGUUGCCAGGCCUCCAUCCCAGAAGAUUCAGCCUCCACCACCUCCUGCAGACUCUGUGACACGAAGAGUCACAACUAGUGUAAAACGGGGCGUUCAGUCCCUGAUUGACACUUUGAAACAGAAACGCCCCGUGGCUGACAUGCCAUAGCUGCUGAAAGCAACUGGAUCGAUGAACACUUGAAUCUUAUGUGUCUGCUGAAGUUAAAGUAGCUCUAUAAUGGAGUAUCCUGCAGCCCAGCCUUCCAGUAAACUGCUGCUUUCUCUUCAGAGAAUCUCCUUUAUCUGAUGUUUGACAAGCAUGUUCUCGUUCUGACACCAUGGCGUACUACAAAAGAAGCAUGAAUAUAAAUAUAUCUACUCAUAACUUUUAUUUUUCUCUCUCUCCUGUCAGUGGUUCCUAUUACUUGCAUUGGAUAGUCUGUCUCCGAUUGUAAAUAAGAUGAACAUUUCAUGACCAGAUGACAUUUUCUGCACUUUUAACAAAGGCCAUGGAGUCCAUUGUGGUUAAGGAAUACUAAGCAUCCCAUAGCUCACUGACUCAUCUUCAUCAUUGAGAAAAGUACUUGGUCACUGCCAUAGCCGUUCUAAUAAGAUGCAUUUUUCUGAUUAUAGUGGUUGCUCAAGUGUCCUCAGAAAAGGUUCUUGGAUUCCCCUAUUAGCUGCACUAGCAGUACUUAAUCAUUUGCCGCACGGAGACAUCAUGUAAAGCAUAUUAAAGGAGUCUAGUGGAUGGGCUUCCCUGUGGCCGCAGCAUAAUUAAGUACAAGAAAUGAACAAUCCCCUAGUCAGCUUGUUAGCGUCUUACACUGCGCCCCAUUUCCAGCGUGGCUCUGUUAUGGUUAUUCUGUUUCUGAUUUUCUUUACUGCUGAAAUAUGCUCAUUAAUCCAUUUCUAACAUCAUUUUUGCAUGUAAGGUCCUGUAAGAACUUUCUUUUGUCUUGAGUUUUAUUAGACAAGCAACCAGAUACUAUACAGUACAUUCUCCACACUGUUAAAUAAGGACCACAGUCAACACAUCUUGUCCAUUCUAGCUUUUGAGUGGCAGUGAGCUGCUACAGUCUUUGUAUGAUCUUGCCAAGCUGAAUCAGCUGCUGGAUAGUUAGAUACAUCUAUUUAAUGGUUUAAUGGUAAUUUAUGACCUGAAGACAGGAGCCUUCUCACCUAUAGCCUUAUUGUGUGCACUUUUUUGAUCUGUGUUUAUGUCUGUAAUGAUGCUUUCGGUUUCAGUUCAUUUAUCGGAAAAUAAUGCAUCCUAAGUACAGGACAAGGAAUCUUCACAUAUCUCUAUACACUUGUACAGCCAUGAUUGUUAUUAAGAUGUGGGGAAUAUAUUU
This is a messenger RNA of Nanorana parkeri, 3782 nucleotides long. It is a transcript of the gene APBB2, whose product is annotated as amyloid beta precursor protein binding family B member 2. Lineage: Eukaryota; Metazoa; Chordata; Amphibia; Anura; Dicroglossidae. The record is from RefSeq and is a predicted model, not a curated record. The coding region runs from base 326 to 2596 and encodes 756 amino acids. Gene Ontology annotation, molecular function: transcription factor binding; amyloid-beta binding. Gene Ontology annotation, biological process: regulation of DNA-templated transcription. The transcript is spliced from 18 exons. Gene Ontology annotation, cellular component: nucleus; cytoplasm.